AUGUCGCUGGAGCUGAAAUCUAAGCUGAUUGAUGUCAUAAUAUCCGGUGUUUUCAGUAAUGGUAACCUGCCUCAGGUACAGGUCAGUCCACAGCGGAUAGAGGUACCAGAGGGUGACACUGUUCGACUGUACUGUCGAGCUGGAGGGCAGCCAUCUCCAGUGAUCUCGUGGAAGAAGUAUGGAGGAGAGCUCCCGCCACAGGCCAAAGUUGAACGGUUAGAUAUUGGGACUCUUAUUAUCCCUUCCAUCACUGUGGCCCAAGCUGGUGUCUACCUGUGUGUGGGAACAAAUGCUGCUGGCUCCUCAGAGGGUCGCAUUGAAGUCUCAGUGUUAACCUCAGAAGGAUCAGUACCAGUAAUCCGAAUUCAUCCCUCCCCUGGCUCAGUAACAGAGGGAGACAUGCUGGAGUUGUAUUGCCAUGUGACAGGAGAUCCUCAACCCAAGAUCACAUGGCGCAAGAGAAGUGGUUACCUAACAGACAAUCACCAGGUGCAAGGUCCAACGUUACGCAUUCGACAGGCCACACAUGCUGAUGCUGGGGAUUAUAUCUGUCACGCUGAAAACAGCCUUGGAAUGCAAGAAGUUUCAGUCUCUGUGGCAGUCAGCUCCAGUGCUUUCCCCCAGGGGACUGCCCCAAUAGUGCGGAUUCAGCCUUCACCUACCUCAGUAGGUGAGGGAGAGAUGCUAGAGUUACACUGCCAGGCCACAGGAUACCCAAAACCCAGGAUCACAUGGUACAGGGUCGCUGGCAGUCUCUCAGCCAAUCACGAGAUACAGGGCCCUGUGUUGCGCAUCCGUCACAUGACUCCUGCUGACAUCGGGGAUUACAUCUGCCGUGCAGAAAAUAAAUAUGGAGCACGAGAGGUCAAGUUCUCCGUAUCGGUCACUUCCACUUCAUCCCAUCAAGGAACAGCCCCCACAGUGUUGGUUCACCCCUCCCCCAGCUCAGUAAGGGAGGGGGAUAUGCUGGAGUUACAUUGCCAGGUCACAGGUCAACCAGAGCCCAGGAUCACAUGGCACAGGUCGGCUGGCUCUUUAACAUCCAAUCACCAGGUACAGGGCCGUGUGCUACGUAUCCUCCGUAUGAGGCCAGCUGAUGUUGGCGAUUAUAUUUGCCGCGCGGAAAACAUCUACGGAACACAGGAGGUCAAAUUCUCCGUUUUGGUGCUUCCUUCCACCUCGCAAGGAACAGCCCCAACAGUGAUGGUUCAUCCCUCUCCCAGCUCAGUAAGGGAGGGGGAUAUGCUGGAGUUACAUUGCCAGGUCACAGGUCAACCGGAGCCCAGGAUCACAUGGCACAGGUCGGCUGGCUCUCUAACAUCCAACCACCAGGUACAGGGCCGUGUGCUACGUAUCCUCCGUAUGAGGCCAGCUGAUGUUGGUGAUUACAUCUGCCGCGCGGAAAACAUCUACGGAACACAGGAGGUCAAAUUCUCCGUUUUGGUGCUUCCUUCCACCUCAAGAAAUGCCCCCACCGUGUUGGUUCAGCCAACCCCCACCACAGUGAGGGAAGGAGAAAUGCUGCAGUUGCACUGUCAGGUUGCAGGUCAACCACAGCCCAGGGUCACAUGGUACAGGGCAGCCGGCUCUCUAACAACCAAUCACCAGGUACAGGGCCAUGUGCUACGCAUCCUUCGUGUGAGUCCUGCUGACACUGGGGAUUACAUCUGCCGCGCUGAAAACGUCUAUGGAAUGCGAGAGGUCAAAUUCUCUGUCUCAAUCACUCCUUCCACCUCACAAGGCACUGCCCCGACAGUGAGGAUUAACCCCUCUUCCACCUCUGUCAGCGAGGGAGAAAUGUUGGAGUUACACUGCCAGGUCACAGGUCAGCCUGAACCCAGGGUCACAUGGCACAGGGCAACGGGGUCACUGACAGCCAAUCACCAGGUGCAUGGCCGUGUCCUACGUAUCCUUCAUGUGAGUCCCGCUGAUACCGGCGAUUACAUCUGCCGCGCGGAAAACAUUGCGGGAACACGGGAGUUCAAAUUCUCCGUCUCAUUAUCUUCAACUGCAUUCACACAUGAAGGCGCACCAAUCGUGCGAGUUCAACCCCGCCCUAUCUCCGUAAUGGAGGGACAAAUGGUGGAGUUACACUGCCAAGUCACAGCUCAGCCUGAGCCCAUGAUCACAUGGUACAAGGCAGAUGGUUAUCUAACAGACAAUCACCAGGUAGAGGGCCCUGUGCUAAGAAUCUUGCAGGUGACUCGUGCUGAUGAUGGCGAUUAUAUCUGCCGCGCAGAAAACAUCUUCGGAAUGCAACAACUUAAAUUCUCCGUCUUGGUUACCUCCACAACAUCCAGGGAACUGUUGCCAAUUAUAAAUACGGGGCCACAAGACGUUACUGUCAUUGAAGGUGGUGAUGCCUCCUUCAGCUGUCAAGUUGUUGAUGGAGCUCAACCAUUCAGCAUCAAGUGGAAAACACCUAAUGAACCAUUACAAGCUAAUGUGAAGAUCAGUAAUGAUGGCUCUGUGAUUAAAAUCACUCGAGCUCGUCAGCGUGAUCAAGGCCAGUACAAAUGUGUAGCUCAAAAUCGGUUUGGAUCAGCAUUCAGCAUAAUGACUCUGGUUGUACAAGGACCUCCAACGGUCUCCAUCUCCCCCAGGGGCCCAGUCAGGCUGGGUGUGGGUGAUUCCGUUACUCUGGAAUGUAUAGGCAUGGGCGAACCUCGGCCUACAAUCAGAUGGCGUCGGGUCAACGGCAGGCAAAGGAAUAACCUGCCGAGGGAAGGCAAUCCCAUCCUAACGAUUUCUUCAGCUCGUUUGCAGGAUUCUGGGACCUACUCCUGCAUGUCCUCGAAUAUGUUUGGCAGUGUUGAUGCUCAGGUAGAGGUGAUAGUCGAGCGAUCAGCCUCCACACCUCAGGUUCCUCAGGUCACUGCGGAAGAGCCAUCGUUAACUGUUACAGCAGGACAGAUAGCUACCCUGCGCUGCUCAGCUACCGGUUACCCCACUCCGAUUAUUCAGUGGUCUAAGUUGCGAGCCCCGUUGCCAUGGCAGCACAGGAUUGCCAAUGGAUCUUUGGUUAUUCCUAAUGUGGGACUGCAGGAUUCUGGACAGUACAUCUGCAAUGCUUCCAAUUCCGCUGGAUUCAAUGAGUUAUUCAUCACUUUGGAUGUAGAAACUGCACCGUAUGCCACCUUUAAUCAAGAGGUUGUUACUGUAAGGGUUGGUGAGAUCAUCCGACUACACUGUCUAUCCCAAGGAACUCCUCCAAUAACGUAUGAAUGGUCCAAGGUGAAUGGAAGUUUGCCGAGCAGGGCAGUCAAACGCAACGGGUUCCUGCAAAUCAAUCUCGCCGUUGUAUCGGACUCAGGAAAGUACCGCUGCCUGGUGAAGAACAAAGUUGGUCAAAGUGAUGCAAUUUCAACAGUGACUGUGAAAUCUCCACCAGCAGUGAGAGUAUCACCGCAAAUUGAGGUACGCAAUAUUGGUGGCACCGUGGAAUUCACCUGCGCAGCCACUGGUCACCCAGAACCCAGGACUGAGUGGUUCAAGGAGGAAGGACAAUUUCUCUUGAAUCAUAGAAUCAAUAAAGGAGUCUUGAGAAUAGAAAAUAUACAAGAAGGAAAUGAAGGGGUUUAUAUCUGCAAAGCGUCAAACCCUUUUGGGCAGGUGCAGGACAGUGCCAAACUUGUCAUCCAAGCCUUACCAAUUGUCAUGAUCAACGUGAGGGCAUCCAUGCAGAUGGUAAUGGUGGGUGGGUCAGUGGAAUUCGAGUGCCAGGCUAUCGGGGAUCCCCAGCCUUCUAUUCGAUGGAGUAAAGUGAAUGGAAGGCUGUCUCCUGAAGUUAUCCUCAAGAAUGGAAUGCUGAAAAUUGACCAUGUGAAAGAGUCUGAUGCAGGGCGUUACCGAUGCACUGCUACCAACGAUGCAGGGUCCGUCAAGUCUGAGGUGGUGCUAUACGUGCAGACGGUGCCCAUGAUUGCUCCUCAGCCAGAGCUCAAAGAAGUAACGAUUGGAUCCAAGGCUGUGUUUCCGUGUCUGGCCUCUGGAUAUCCAGAGCCAGAGAUCACCUGGAAUAAGCUGGAGGGAGAUCUCCCACCCGGAGCCUACGUCGAGAACAAUGUGCUGACCAUACCAUCAGCUACCACCGAACACACUGGAACAUACGUUUGCACAGCCACAAACGAACAGGGGACAGAGACAGCGUACGCCAUGCUGAAAGUCAGAGAACGCAAGAUCCCAUAUUUCACACAGGACCCUAUCUCCUACAUUGCGUUGCCCACGAUAAAGGAUGCCUACCAUGAAUUUGAAAUCAGCAUAACAUUCCGCCCAGAUGCAGCUGAUGGUAUGAUUAUUUACAAUGGCCAGAAACAGACAACAGGAGCAGAUUUCAUCUCAUUCUCACUAGUCGGAGGCCGCCCUGAAUUCAGGUUCGAUGUAGGUUCUGGCAUGGCAACAAUCCGUCACCCUAACCCCAUUUCUCUGGGAGAGUACCACAAUGUAGUGUUAUAUCGGAACUUGACUCAUGGCUCUCUGUUUGUAGACAACGAUCCUCCUGUCAAUGGGAGUUCUCAGGGAAAUUUCCGAGGCCUGGAUUUGAAUGAAGAGCUGUAUGUUGGUGGUUACCCCCAUUUUGGAAACAUUUCAAAAGUCACUGGAAGUAACAGCGGGUUUAUGGGCUGCAUUCGCAAGCUCAUAAUUCAAGGUGAUGAGGUGAUCUUCUCCGCUCCAGAUCUGAAAGCUAGAGGAAUAUCUGACUGCCCUACUUGCAAAGACAAUCCUUGCAAGAAUGGAGGUCAAUGUAUUGACUCUGAGACUGGCAGCUAUGCAUGUCACUGUAGGAAGGGAUAUACCGGGAGUAACUGCGAACAUUCAUUAGCUCUGCACUGUCACCCAGAGGCCUGUGGGUCGGACGCGACCUGUGUGAACAGACCAGACGGCCUUGGGUAUAACUGUCGAUGCCACCUCGGCAAACAGGGGCCAAAAUGUAUGGAUGGUGUCUUAAUUACAUCUCCUUCCUUCAGAGGAGGGCACUCUUUUGUGGCAUAUCCACCUCUGACCAACAUUCACAAUGAGCUGACCAUCGAGCUGGAGUUUAAGCCUUACUCACCCACUGGCCUGAUGUUCUACAGCAGUGGUCAAAGGAUGAAAAUGAAUGACUUCAUCUCGGUUGCCAUGUUGAAUGGGCAUUUGGAGUUCCGAUACGACCUGGGCUCAGGACUUGCUGUUCUGCAGAGUGCAAAACCAGUGGCUCUCAACAAAUGGCACAGACUGAAAGCACAUCGACACAACAAGGAUGGUUUGCUGAAAAUAGAUGAUGAGAAAGAGAUCAGAAGAGUCUCUCCAGGCAAAAGCCAAGGUUUAAACCUUCGCAGCCCUAUGUACCUUGGAGGUGUUCCCAGUUCAGAGGUCCUUCCCAAAGCAGUAAAUGUCACAGAAGGGAUUGAAGGCUGCAUCACCAAGGUGUCCAUUAAUGGGAAGAAGGUGGAUCUCUCCUACACCUUUACAGACAGCCUGGAUGUCGAUCAGUGUUACGACAGCUCACCAUGUGACCGUGCUCUGUGCCUGCACGGUGGAAGGUGUAUAGUAACUGGAGAGUAUGAAUACCAAUGCAUCUGUACUAAUGAGUAUCAGGGUGAGAACUGUGAAAUCUCUUGGGACAUCUGUUUGCAGGGAAACCCUUGCAUGAAUGGUGGGACUUGUGAGAAGAACCAGUGUUGGUGUCCGAUGGGAUAUACUGGAUCAUACUGUGAGCUAGGUAUGUCUGCUGUUACCCCAGCACCAGAAUGGCACAUGGAGGGUAGUGCGGACUCUCCUGUGCAAUAUGGAGCUUUCUUCCAUGAUGGAGGAUACAUUGUGUUGCCAAAACAGAUGUUCCCAAGGAGUUCUCCAACUGCCCCUGAAACCAUUGAAAUGGAGGUUCGUACAACAUCACUUGAUGGGAUCCUGCUAUGGCAGGGAGUGAAACACGGGGAAAAUGGAAAAGGGAAGGACUUUGUUGCUCUUGGUCUCCAAAACGGUCAUGUGCUCUUCAGUUAUCAACUAGGAAGUGGUGAAGCCAAUAUCCUGUCAGAAGAUCCGAUCAAUGAUGGAGAAUGGCAUAGAAUAAUUGCUGUGCGGGAAGGAAAAUCAGGAUAUAUCCAACUAGAUAGUGAGGAGAUUGUGAGGGGAGAGUCCAAAGGAGACAAGGUCAUGGUAAACACGAGAGGAAGUGUCUACUUGGGUGGUGCUCCAGAUGUUAAACUCUUUACAGGGGGAAAAUUCACCUCAGGAAUUACCGGCUGCAUCAGGAAGGUGGUCCUUGUAAAUAAAAGACCCGACCAACAUCAGGUUCAACCAGUCGACCUACGUGUUCAUGCUGAGGGAGGGGUCAAUGCUCGAGAGUGUCCAUCAUAGGCAUUCAGACUCACUAAAAGCAAAGUAGAGACUUCUGGGAAAAGGUGCUUUGCUGCUAUUAAAUUGGAUUGUUUUGUGUUCUUUAAUGCAGUCCUCUUUAACCAAAAAAAAAAUCAUCACAAUGUCAGCCAACUGUAUUCCGUUGAAUGAAGGGUUUUAGCAACUCAGCUUGAUUUAUUUUGUAUCUACAAGAGCCAUACAAGAACACCAGCAUUUUCCUGAGGCAGAAGAUCCUAUGGACUUAGAUUUUUCUAGCACUGAAGUUUGGGAUGAUAGUGAACAGGAACAGCUGGUAACCAGUCUUCAACCUUUGCCUCUGAAUUCUAGCACGGUGUUUUAAGGCACUUGAACCUGGCUGGUAUCUACUUGAAAUGAACUAGGCCAGUUCAGUCAUCACUCGUUUUAUUAAAACAAAGGUUCACAAGCUGCAUACCUAAAGUACUGAAAUAUCAGAGGAUUGGCGACUGUAGAAGUUAUAUAAUUGUAAAAAAUAUACAGAGAUCUGAAUUGGUACCAGUGUAGAAAAAUGUCUAGGGUUUAUAACAAUUUUACUUCUGUCUAUUGGAGUAGCAGGCAUUUUCUGUGCACAUACACUGUUAGCUUUCCAAUUAUUCAGCAUGUGCUGAAGUCCAGAGAGAUGAUUAAACCUAUUUCAGAAUAUAUGCCCUAUGCAUUGGCAUAAAAUGCCACAUCUUCAAAUACAACAAAUGUGCAGGCGAGGUUACACACUCCCAAAGGGGCCAUUGAGUUUGUAAGAUGCAUCAUUAAGGUUUGACCUCCUUGGGUUAGGUGGCCAGAAAUCAGUAAUGUCAAAGCACAUGUAGGGAGAAAGUUGUUCCAAAGCUCACUUUGUUAGGAAUGUAAUGAUUAUAGUGCUGGACUAGCAAUCCUAGGGAUUGGGAGUUCAAAACUCAACAGGGAAAACUGAAUUUGGGCUGAUGAAAACUAAAACUAUCCAUACCUGUCACCAGUCCCACAUCAUUCAUUCUUAAUUCUGUCAGUGUAACAAGAGAUGUACAAUAAAAGCCAACCUUAUUUGGAAUACUCACAGCCCUGAGAAUGAAAUUUUGAUAAAUACAAAACUUAAUCCUACUUUGCUUCAUGUGCCUUUUACAAAAAUGCUUCUAUUCAAGAUAGUUGUGUCUUGAAGUCAAGGAGUUCAGCAAAUGCCAGAUGUUUAAAUCAAUGGACCAUUAGAGGGGCAUGGUCUUCAGGAGAAAUAUUUCAAUACCUCUUCAGUGUUUCUAAAUCCUUGGUUUGCUACAAUAUCGUUCAUUAACAAAUGAGUUAGACAUUAUGAAAGGUUGGACAUGAGGCUGUUCUGACCAUGUAUCUCCCAGAUAUGUAAAGGUCACUGAUAUUUUGGUGAAGACAAUGCCCUUUUAACUUACAAACAAGACCUUGGUCAAUGUCUGAACUAUUUUUGUUUGUUGGCUCCUUUUAUACAGCAGGUUAAACACUUUACAGAAAUGAAUCUGGUGAAUCUCUUUGUUUCUGUAUCGUGUUGGCCCACUGGUGUGAAUCCACCUGAAGAUGCUGAAAUUGUCUUAAGUUCCCAAUGUGCCGUCCCUAUCAGUUGCUGAAAGGAUUUGAGUGUUUUUUAAACAGAGUAAAGGUCAAGGAAGUUGAUUUCAAUUUGGGAAUCAACAUUUGCGUCCCAUCUUCUGACUAAAGUCCUCCCCUCAAACUGUUGAUAAUGCAGCAACUGGCAUGGUGCAUUACUGAAAUACCAAGGGAGCACGUAAACAUUACAAAAAGAAGUGAGCACAAGGAUUAGACAAAGAGUUGCAAAUACAUCGACCUCUGGUACCAACGACAUAUCCUCACUCCAUUCGUGGGGCUUUAAAUUCAGGUUCCACCAAUCAUACUUAAUGCUUAAUGAAGGAUUGACAUUUCACUUUGAGAUUGAAACAUUCUUUGCAGUCCCAGACCUUUGUGUAUUAUUCAGAAUUGAUGUAUUCAUUGAGAGAGCCAUCUUGUGAACCUUUUAUGAAAAAAUGUUUGCUGGACGGAUAUCCAACAAAAAUUCUUAAACAGAAGACAAACCAGAGCACCCUUGCAUAGUUGAUGUUGAUUAGAACUACUGACAACUCUGAGUGUAGCCAGGGCAAUCACUUGUGAGUCAAUGUUAGUGCUCUUAAUAUUUAACUAUGCAUUUUGAUGGUAAGCACAUCCUUGAAUGUUAUUGUAAUAUUUGAUCAUUUUCCAUGCUUCUUUUUUAUCCAAAGACCUUUUCUUCUGUAAACUGCAGUAUUAACAAAACCUGAUUCCUCAAUUAAUGAGUGAGCAUUUUCGCUCCCUACCAAGGGUAUGUUCUGAUUAAAUUGAGCAGGUUUGAGACAUGCCAUAGAUUUAUCGUAUGUAUCUAUAAAGCCAUAAGAAAAACACAAUUUUACUCUUACUUUGUUCAAUGGAAUAACUUAUAAUGGCUUCAUUUUUCUACUCACCAUUCUUUAGGAAUUAAUGGUCAUGGCUACACAUUAGAAUGUUAUUGUAAUUCAUUCAUAUUCUUGUUUAAGAAACCAUAUGAGGAAUACCACCGGUCUCUACACCAUCUUCAAUUCGGCACUAGUGCUGUGGACUACAAGAAUAAUUAGGAAACUAAGUUCCCCUUUGCCAUUUCUUUGAAAUGCAUCCUGGUGGUGAUCAAAUUCAGUUUUCAUUCUGCAAGCUGUCUAGGAACAAGUUCUUUAUUUCUCAAGUCAAGGUAGUGGGGUGAACAGGACUGGAGAAGGAUGGGGCCAGAAGGAAAAUAAUCAAUAGAUACCUGGAUUAAAGUCCUGCUUCAUGAAGUGAAUACAAGUUUCCCUUUGGCAUUUACAGGUCUGCACAUUGUACUGGCUGGUUCCAGAGUGAAAGCAGCAACUUAAUACGCAACUGCUAAUUAUUGUAAUUUCCUAAUGUUACCCCUGUAGGAAGAGGCCAGUGCCUCCACUAGUCCCCACACAUUGUCUCAUGGGUGUUUAGAAUGUGCCCUCUCAGCACUUUUAUGCAUUUUGUGUUAACUGUGUUUUACUAAUUUGACUUCCUGAUGCCAGUGUGGUCAAAAAAACCCAGAAUGAAGCAGGCAGAGAAACAGUACAGACUGUGGUGAGCGUCCUAAUGAUGUAUUCCUGUUGGUGUUACAAAGUUAUCCACGUGUUGAGAUAUAUUAACACUUCUCACUCAAUUCCUGUGCCAUUUCCAGACCGGAUCCCUAUUGUGGGCGAUACAAUGGCUUUGUACUUUGCAGUUCAUUUCUGUUUAAGUUGCAAAUGGGAUUUUUGCAACUGAUGAAACGAGCAGUAAGUAUUGAAAGCUGUGCUACAAUGAAAAGAAAAUGUGGAUUCAGCAGUUAGAGCCAAGACUCCAAAAUAGAUUGUCCCAGUCCAUCAACAAAAACAUUCACUUAUAUAACUAUUCAGAUCUAACUAUCCUACUAGCUGGGACAUGCAUUUUCCGUGUGCUGUAUUAACCCACUAAAGAUAUCUGAAGGAUAAAUAGUGUUUUUAUGUUUAAGGAAGUUUUUUUUCUGUUAUUAACUUUUUGACACUGAGUGAAGGCCUUGCAAUGUAGAUUGUUAUGUUAAAAAUAAAGCAGCAGUCCAUUUGGAGGUUAUUCAGUGACUUGUAAGGAUAUGACUGAACUAUUUUUGAGAAAAGUAAUUGGAAGCUGAUUUUUUUAAAAAAUAUAUAUAUAUACUUUUAAUUUUGGUGGAAAAAACCCCCAUACUGUGAUUUCUUUUCGAAAUUUUAGUCUGUCUUAAUGAUUGUAUAACAUCAGAGAUAUUGGAAGCCCACUAUUGUCCAAUUGCCAAAAUGGUUCAUCUCUCAUGGGUCACCACGAAUAAGGACUAAUUGCACAAUGCAGCUGAUGGCACUGAUUCAGAAACUUGGAUUUGAAUCUCUUUAAUUUUUUUAAGUUCUCACUCCCUGGCCACACAAGUUCUGAAUCCGGUCUGGGGGUUGGGGGGGUCAUUCUUCUUGUAAACAUCUGUUUCCAGAGAGCACAAGGCCUGAUUUGACGUUCAAUGUUCUGUCUCUGCUGGAUGGAAAGUGAAAGUUGCCGUUGUCUGAGAGGACCACUCCCUCAUUACAGAGAGAGAGGAUUGCUGGUGGUCUUAACCUGAUGGUUCCACCAUGACCGGAUCAAACUGUCUAAAUAGAGUGAGCUUACAGAAUCAGAAAUUGUCACCAUCUGCCAAACUUACUGCCAACAUGUGGUCCCCCAGUUAUUUACACAUACCCUUCUCUAUUGGGAGUGCCUCAGGAAUGCGCAUGAUGCUAAAGUGGGGUAGCUCAGAAAUUAGCAUUCACCGAAAAAAUGGCUUCAUCUAUUAACACAGCGAAUCCCAAGUUUACCUAAUGAUCAAUUUGGACAGGGAAACAAUAACAUCACAUUCUUUUAGAAUGGGCUUUCAUGAGAAUAAUAGUUUUUUAAAACUUGAUAUUGGUGCCUCAUGAUUUGCCUCUUAGAUUUGCUUCUACCCAGGUCAAUUUUUAGUGUUGCAAGAAAAAGACACAUAUUGUUGAAGCUUCUCAUCUUGCUAAAUCAGGACAAUUCACAAGAAUACAAUUCAAGGCGAAAACCAACAUGUAUACUGCAUGAGAGGAAAGUGUUGAUUAAUUGGCAAGUGGACUUUAAUUGAUGCUUUCUCCAAGGCAAUUUUUAAAAAAUCAUUCACAGGAUAAGUGUAUUGUUCACUAGGCCAGCAUUUAUUGCCCCAUCCCUAAUUGACUAGAGGACAGUUGAGAGUCAACCACUUUGCUGUGGGUCUGGAGUCAUUUGUAGGCCAGACCAAAUAAGGAUGGCAGUUUCCUUCCCUAAAAGACAUUGAACCAGAUGAAAAAUUCAUCUUUUUCCAACAAUCAACAUGGUUUCAUGGUUACUUAAUUCCUUUUUUAUUCGAUUCAAAUUCCACUAUCUGCCAUGGUCACAUUCGAACCUGGGUCCCCAGAACAUUACCUGGGUUGUUGGAUUAACAGUCCGGUGAUAAUAUCACUCGGCCAUCAUCUCCCAUUGGCUGUCUCUGCCAAUUAGAGUCUGUUUUCCAACAAUCAGCACUCUCCUUUCAGGCAGUAUAAAUGUUUUUUCCCCUUCAGUUGGUUUUCUUGCAAAUUGUUCUGAUGAGUGCAAGAUGAAAGGCUUCAACAAUUUGUUUUUCAGCAAUACUCAGGUUUAUAUUUUUUCCCAACCACCUUCAAGAAGAGUUCCUUUUCUAUUCAUUUGUCGUUUUUAAGGACAUGAAUUUGGUUUUAAUGAUGUUCCUGCUGCGCUGUUACCUACAGCUCAUUCCAAAAUGAUCAGCCAAUCUCAGUCUUUAUCUGAUAAUUUCCUGAGUGGCCUCCAUUUAUCUUUGGACCAUCACAUUCAAAACUCCUACCUCAGUCACUGUGACAACAGAACACAAGGAUCUGUACAUGGUGCUAGUGAGUACAACUGGUGCCACUUUGGCAGCUUUCAGGCAUUUGGUCUGAGGUGGCUCAAUGUCUCAAAUAAUUGUUGAUUUAAGCAGGUUCAGACACCACAGUGUGAAGGGGCUAUAUACAAGCUAAAGACUCUGGAAAGGAUCUUACUGCAAGUGAAGUUGCUUUGCUUUGGAGAUAUGACUGAAAAAAAAAACAGGAAAUGGUGAUAAGCUAUUUCUUGAUUUAAUACAGCAUGGCAUUUUGCUAAUACAUACAGAAGAAUGUAACAGCCAUUUAGCAUUACACAUUUGUACACAGCUGUCACGGGUUGGGGGUGGGGGGGUGGUGUGGGAGAAGUAACAGUCUGAGUGGCAUGGCCUGUUGUGAGGAAAUGUAACUGAAACUAGAUUCCAGUGGACACUAUUGUUCUUCACCAAAUCAGAACUGUUUUAAGACUUCUGUAAAAAAAAAUAGUCCUGGCAACUAUAUAUCAAAAAUGCCACUUGUUUGGUGCUUAAGCAGGUUCCUUGGGAUUUGCAAGUGAACCUACUGUUGCUGUCUGUGUUCAAUGCAUUUUAUUUAAACAAUAAAAGCUUUUUAAUUCACUGGA
This is a messenger RNA of Rhincodon typus (whale shark), 12336 nucleotides long. RefSeq names its product heparan sulfate proteoglycan 2 (gene hspg2). Gene Ontology annotation, cellular component: cell-cell junction. NCBI's taxonomy places the organism in Eukaryota, Metazoa, Chordata, Chondrichthyes, Orectolobiformes, Rhincodontidae. The transcript is spliced from 46 exons. The record is from RefSeq and is a predicted model, not a curated record. The coding region runs from base 1 to 6339 and encodes 2112 amino acids. Gene Ontology annotation, biological process: cell-cell adhesion. Gene Ontology annotation, molecular function: calcium ion binding; cell adhesion molecule binding.